GUCCGGGCGUCGGCAAUUCCGGUACCCCGUGGGGUAUCCAACCCUGCCUUAUCCCCUGCUGGUUCUGCUAUAAUGCGAACUAUCCCUUGCCCAACGUUCGCGAUCUUGUCAGCCCACACUUGCAUUGCCUUCUGCGGUCGUCUAAUACAUCCAUCACACAAUGACCACCGACCAGAAGACCGAAACCAAUCACCUCGAGAAUGUCGAUGCGAACGAAGCCCAAGACCACGACCAACAGCUCACCCACAAUGACAGCCCGCCGUCAACAUGGACGGCCCUACGCCAGAACCCGUUGAUUGUCUUGUUCUGUCUGUAUGCCAAUGUUGGGGCUCUGAUGUAUGGGUUUGACAAUCUGAUUUUGUCGCUGUCGUUGUCUAUGCCGGCCUUUGAACACAAGUUCGGAUCUUUGGUCAAUGGCACAUACACCAUUCCCGCCUACUGGCAAUCUCUGUGGAAUGCGCUCUCGCAGGUAGCCACCAUGAUCGGAUCCACCGUUGGCGGAUUCAUCUCCGACCGGCUGGGUCGACGGGUUGCAUUCCUGGUCGCUGCCUGUUUGUCGGCUGCGGGGUUCGCCGUAGUGUACACCGCCAACACGCCUGGCGUCUUUCUCGCUGGCAAGAUCAUCAACGGUCUGGCGCUGGGGAUCGCGUUGACGACGGGACAAACCUACGUCUCUGAGAUCACCCCGCUUCCCUUGCGUGGUAUCGCUCUAUCGGCCUAUACCUUCUGCAUGAACCUGGGCUACAUGAUCGCCGCAUCCGUGGCCCUGCCCCGGUUGACCAUGACCACCGACGCAGCCUACAAAGUCCUCUUCGCCUGCGGCUGGGUCUGGCCGGGCCUCCUCUUCCUCUUCUUAAUUCUCAUCCCAGAAUCGCCCUACUUCCUCGUGGCGAACAACAGACCCUCGCACGCCGCCCGCGCCCUGACCCGCCUCGGAACCCCUCCUGCCCUCGUCCCCUCGGUGUUAGACGAGAUCAUCCGCACGACGGAGGAGGAACGCCUGCACGCCGCGCAGGCCGAAGGCGUCAGCUUUGCGGAGUGCUUCCGCGGCCCGAACUGGCGGCGCACGCGCAUCAUCCUGUACUGCAACGCGCUGCCGCAGGUGAUCGGGUCGAGCUUCAUGACCAACGGGCCGUACUUCCUGGUGCAGGCGGGCAUGUCGGCGGGCAAGAUCGGGAUGAUGACGGAGAUCGGGAUCGCGUUUGGGAUUGCGAGCUCGCUGGUGACCGGGUGGGCGAUGACGGUGUUCGGGCGGCGGCCGCUGGUGCUGUUCGGGAUGGGGCUGUCGACGGGCUUGUUCACGGCCAUGGGCGUGGCGGGCUGUUUUCCGCACAGUAGUGCGGCGCUGUGGGUGGUGGGCAUCUUCCUGCAGCUGUCGUGGUGGGUGUACGGGCCCGGCAUCGGCCCCGCCAUGGCCAUCGCCGGCGAGGUCUCGGCCGUGCGUCUGCGCGCCAAGUCGCUGGCCGUCGGCUUCACCUUCAAUUAUUUCUUCUCGACCGUCUGGAAUGUCGUCAUGCCGUAUCUGUAUAACUCUGAUGAGGCGGAUUUGGGGGGUCUGAUCGGGUGGAUCUUCGCCGGGAUGGGGGCGGUCAUGUUUGUGGUGCUGUUCUUCGAGUUGCCUGAGACCAAGGGGCGGUCGUUUGAGGAGUUGGAUGAGUUGUUUGGCGAGAGGGUCGCGGCCAGGAAGUUUGAAGGGUUUCGCUGCGAGAGGGUGGUGGGGUUGGCGGGGCGGAAGGGGGUGGAGGAGUAG
This is a messenger RNA of Aspergillus aculeatinus CBS 121060, 1750 nucleotides long. Its product is annotated as MFS general substrate transporter. Gene Ontology annotation, biological process: transmembrane transport; carbohydrate transport. NCBI's taxonomy places the organism in Eukaryota, Fungi, Ascomycota, Eurotiomycetes, Eurotiales, Aspergillaceae. The transcript has 5 exons. Gene Ontology annotation, molecular function: carbohydrate:proton symporter activity. The coding region runs from base 161 to 1750 and encodes 529 amino acids. Gene Ontology annotation, cellular component: membrane. The record is from RefSeq and is a predicted model, not a curated record.